AUGUUCACUCCCGAUCCUUCUCUCUCAGAGGAGGCACUCCCCUUGGGCAACAUGUUUCAGCUUGUGGAAGAGAUUGAGGAGUGGAUGCUGGCACUUCCUGAGAGCGCUUUCGACCCAGCAAGUGGCAGAUUAUCUCUGGGCUAUGUUCUGGAUCAUGCACCGAUGACAGACAUGCAGCGUGCCCAACUUGGUGCGACGGACAUCUCAACUGUCAUUGAACAACACGGCCUGCAGACACGCCUUUACUGCGAGGCAGGUGAAGUUGGCAUGCGAAGUUCUAUGGAGCAAAUACGCAUUGUCUUGGAAGACAUGGUUGGUUCUGAGCUGGCUCUGCGAGAUGAUGUGAGUUUGCUUGACUUAGCAGACCAACCACUUGUGGCAAGACAGCUCAGAGGCAUCUCGGAUGCCAGAGAACGGCUAGCGACUGUCGCCAGUGCAGCUAGGAGCUCCGGCAAGAUCGCGGUCGAGGGGGCGAGGGUGGUCAAAGUCACUCCUGACCGGAUCGAGCCAUUGGACCAGGCUCAGGGAUCUGCUUGGGACCAGCAAUGGUUUUCUGGUUUGUUGGAUGAUGAAGAUGCCAAGGCCAGCACAGGGACGGGUGUGGACGCUGAGGGAAUUGGCACCCCGAGCGACCAGAGCCCUCAACAUCACUAUGAUCCUGCCUGGGAACAGGUUUACUAUCCGGCCCCGACUCUUCUUCAGGUCCCCAUGGUUUGCACACCCUGGGGGCUCACGCCCAUGAUGGUCUGCUUCUCUGACACGUCUGAAACGCCCAACACCGACUGUUUAGAACCAAGUUGGUGCCCGCAGAGUCCGGAGGACUUAGAGGAGAAGUACUGGUGGCAGCGCAGAAGAACCAUGGCUGCCCAAUUGGCAAAAUUCUUGAAACGUUUACGGGAGGAUGGCGAGGUGCCGCUGGACGAUGUGCUACAGCAACAUCCCAAUCUCUGGUAUAAGUGCCAUUCCGCGAGCGAGUUGGCAAGAAACCUCGCGAGCAUUGGGGAGCUGACUCCAAUUGUUGUGGAUCUACUGCACUGCACAGUCCGACUUCGGACCGAAGAUGAGACUCUGGUGGCCGCAUGCGAGGUCCUGAUGGCCGAGCUCGAGGAUCAAAGAUCAUGGAAGUCAUCAUCAACAUUGAGCCUCACGGAUGCGCUCAUGUCUCGUGAGGUUCAGUUGCACCUUCCGCGACACGGGUCCAAGGAUCCGAUUGAGCGAGCUGGCAUCUUGCGAGCGGCAUUGGAAAAUGCUGAAUUGCUCACGGUUGGAGCAUCUGAUACGAUCUCCUGGCGCUCUCGUGCUGACAUGCUGCUUCAGCCCGUGGAAGAAGUCCUAGCGAGUACGGGCAAGGAAGCGCGCAUCAUGCAGAAGGAGGGCGAGGUCCCUUUGCUUGUGCUCGCAGAGGAGCCGACGAUUCGCCGAUUGCUCAACCGCGCAUGCCUCAAGUCGAGCAAGGAUUCGCUAGAUGCUUUGCGGGAUGCCCUGCUUGAAUCAGAGACGCUGGAGUUGGACACCCCUCGUAUGAGUUGCCGGGCCAAAAGAGAUGGCCGGCAAGUGGAAGUUGCAGAUUGUCAGGAGAUGCAGCAGAAGCGCCAAUGGCGCAGGCCUGGCAGGUUCCCUUCGCAGAAGGAUGCGAUCGAAUUGCGAAAGCUGCUGAAGCACUACUUUGAUCCUUUCAACUUGCAGCACAAUCGCGUGCUGAUGUCUCUGGUGCAGGCACAGAGCGGAGCAAAAGGAGUUCUCAAGCACCAGACUCGCCUGUGGUUUUCGAUUCAGGAGCUUUGCUACAUGCCUCGGAUACAGAAAAGGUUCGCAAUGUAUGAUCGCAGCCGUCACAGCGACUUGUUAGCGGCUGCUUUGCAAACGGACGAGGAGUUGCCGGUGCGCUUGCCGUCGCACGGCUACAGAAAGGAGUGGAAAUCUCGUGGAAGUUGGACUAAGUCCGAACUUUGGCUGGAGCUGUCGUAUAUGCCAGCGUUCCGGCUCUUCCAGACCACAGAAGAGUGCGCGGAAGUGGAGAGCAUGCUAGAGCCGGAGAUCAAUGCGGGCCUGGAUAACAUCGAGGCUUUGCCUCAACAUGUGUUCUUGGUCAUGUCGUAUUCGCUGUCGUCGGACAUCUCCUGCAGACUGUCGCCGAAGGUGCAGGAGGCGGAAGAGGCCAUCGCCAAGGGCGAGCUGGAUCCGAAUGUUGUGUACUGGGAGACAAGACUGCAGCGGAUCAAGCGACAGCUGCUGUGGCAUCCUGCGGAUGUGAUUUCUGUCCAAGGAAUCCAAAGCAUUGGCUACAGCGAUAGGUGCAGUGAGACUCACGGGGAGUGGUUUAGUAGCGACCAGGAGCCCGUGAUGAACCAUCUGGUACACUUGUACAGAGAAUUGGCUAUGAAAAACUAUGGUGUGGCUUUCUCGCCAGCCAUGCGUCUCCCUGGAAGCUCAACAGUUUGUUUGGGCAAUGCGGUGUUUUGGAAGCGCAACCGCUGGCAGUUGAAGAACUUCUGGACCGUCCCGAACUGUGCAGUGUGCGUAGAGCUCGCAUCUCGAGUUCAGUGUCCUGACCUGGUGGUUUGCUGCAGCAAAUCACCUGGCGUCUAUGCAAUCGAGUGGGGUGAGCAGCUUGAAAAGGAGGUGCUUUUGCAUGAGUUGGCUCCCUUGCAAUCGCAGCUCCUGGAGAAAGCUGCCUCGCAAGAUGCAAGGCCGGUGUGGUGCGGAGACUUCGGCCUGUCAGCAAAGGAUGUGUUGGAAGGGCUCGGCGAGGCUGCUGCCUUCUCGCCAUCUGGCUUUAACGCCUCGGAGGUUGGACAAAACAUUUGGCACAGCAGCUGCUUUCAGCUCUUGGGCAGACAUCCCGGCACAUCGGCCUCGAGGUUCGCGGAGGGCGCAUCCUCCGACCUCAUCAUGCACGACGGCUCUCUUCAGCCGUUAGCAGUCUUGACUGGGCUGCCUCGAAGUUGCGAGGGGCAGCUAAAUUGUGUGCAACUUCUCGGCAGCGGCUACCCUUCGGACCACCUCCUCCAGGUUGCCGUGUUCACGGAAUUCCCCUCACAGAAAGCUGCAGACGAAAGCGACAAGGAAGACGCGAGAUGCUUCGCAGCAGCCGAUCCAUGCCAAAGCCAGGACCAUCACAAGUCUCAGUGCCAUGCUGUGGACAGCACUGGAACAACAGGCACUACAGAAACUCUUGCUGGUUCAACCGGUUCAGCUCCUCACCAGGAGACCCAGAACCAAGGAGUCGACCAGAGCCGAGUGUGGAGGAAGGCUCGCGUAGGUCGGAAGCAGUGGCGGUCUUUCCAUCCGGACCAGCACUAA
Molecule: messenger RNA, 3303 nt
Organism: Symbiodinium sp. CCMP2592
Lineage: Eukaryota; Dinophyceae; Suessiales; Symbiodiniaceae
Source: the annotation of a GenBank genome assembly